AGAGAACAAAAGAGAGUCAUCUGUGGAAAGAAAAAGGAGCGGAAUAGAUCAAAAACAGAGAUAAUCGAAGGAGCAGAUCGAGCAAAUGGAGUGCGUAUUCGGACUUGUCGGAAAUGGCUUCGCGAUUGUGGCGGCGGAUACAUCUGCGGUGCACAGCAUCCUAGUCCACAAGUCCAACGAGGACAAGAUCAUGGUCCUCGAUUCUCACAAGCUUAUCGCUGCUAGUGGCGAGCCCGGAGACAGGGUUCAAUUCACCGAGUACAUUCAGAAAAACGUGGCCCUCUAUCAGUUCCGUAAUGGGAUCCCUUUGACCACUGCCGCCGCUGCCAAUUUCACGCGUGGCGAGCUUGCCACUGCUUUGCGCAAGAGUCCAUACUUUGUGAACAUCCUUCUUGCUGGCUAUGACAAAGAGACAGGCCCUUCCCUCUACUAUAUUGACUACAUUGCUUCACUUCACAAGGUUGAGAAGGGAGCUUUUGGCUAUGGCUCCUAUUUUUCACUCUCAAUGAUGGACAGACACUUCCAUAGUGGAAUGUCAGUGGAGGAAGCAAUUGAUUUGGUUGAUAAGUGCAUCUUGGAAAUAAGAUCCAGGCUGGUUGUGGCCCCACCAAACUUUGUCAUCAAGAUCGUUGAUAAGGAUGGAGCAAGAGAGUAUGCAUGGCGCGAAUCGGUAAAGGAAGCUUCUGCUCCCCCAGCUUAAGUUAGUCACCAAACUUCAUUUUAUUUUUACCCUUUCAGCUUCUUUCACUUUAAUGGUAAGAUGUGUUGUGAUAUGUCUGCAAAUCUUGGUGUAGAAUUACUUGAAAGCGUAUAAAUUGUGACUUGAGUCGAUUUAUCUCUGGACUAGUGCUUCUCAUGAAAUGACAACGUGGCAAUUUAUGAAGCAUACUUGAUUUUAA
Messenger RNA from Prosopis cineraria, 899 nucleotides. Its product is annotated as proteasome subunit beta type-2-B. Gene Ontology annotation, cellular component: cytosol; nucleus; proteasome core complex. The record is from RefSeq and is a predicted model, not a curated record. The transcript is spliced from 3 exons. NCBI's taxonomy places the organism in Eukaryota, Viridiplantae, Streptophyta, Magnoliopsida, Fabales, Fabaceae. Gene Ontology annotation, molecular function: peptidase activity. Gene Ontology annotation, biological process: proteasomal protein catabolic process. The coding region runs from base 86 to 700 and encodes 204 amino acids.